Molecule: messenger RNA, 981 nt
Organism: Daucus carota subsp. sativus
Lineage: Eukaryota; Viridiplantae; Streptophyta; Magnoliopsida; Apiales; Apiaceae
Product: protein PHOSPHATE STARVATION RESPONSE 3-like
Exons: 5
Coding region: 1-981 (326 amino acids)
Biological process (GO): regulation of DNA-templated transcription
Molecular function (GO): DNA-binding transcription factor activity; DNA binding
Source: RefSeq, a predicted model, not a curated record
AUGGCAAAAGCUCUCAGAAUGAAGCCCGAAGAAAUAUUUAAUGAAGGCAUGCAAUCAAUGAGGAUGAACUGCUAUCUCCAUGCCCUCAACCAGAUCAGUUUUGGUCACAAUUCAGUUCACCAUCAAGCUCUGUCCAUUCCUGAGUCAACCUUACAUCAUCCCCCACAAAACAAUAGUACGGAUUUUUCUCACCAGAUAUAUCAUCCGAACUCUGAUCAAAACACAUCUGAUCUUUCCUCCUAUGGAAAUACAUCAUUUUACUCAGACACUAAUAAUGAUGUGUAUCAGGUCUGGUCUGCUGGAGAGUCAUCCUUAAACCAACCCCUGAUUACUCCAGGGUCAGAGGUGCACCAUGGAUCCAACUACCAGGAGUCAGGGCCCCAGUUUUUACCAGGAUCAGUGUCCUACCAUCAAACUGGAUACAGUCCAAUGAAUUUUGAGGCUUCAAUUGGGCACCAACAAAUAAUGACUUCAGAUUCAUUUGGGCAAUAUCAUGCUGUGAAUGAACCCCAGCCACCUCUCACAGUUGGAGUAUCUGUUGGACAACCUGAAGCCAUUAAUCAGCAAUACCAACCCAUGAUUGUUCAAGCUUCUAUGGAAAACCAGCAAGUUGCCAUAAAUCAAACAUUUCAAGAGCAACAGCAACACAUGCAUCUACAUAGAGGCGGGGAGGGAGUUGAUCAUGGUACUCCACAGCCUGGCAAUAAACCCCGCUUAAACUGGACUCCCGAGCUGCAUGCCGAAUUUCUCAGUGCAAUCAGCCAACUAGGAGGAGUCUCCAAUGCCACCCCAAAAGCUAUCCUUAAGAAAAUGAAUGUGAGGGAAUUGACAACUGAGCACAUUAAGAGUCAUCUACAGAGGGUGAGAAUAUACAUGAAACGGUCUAUGUUAUCCGCACAAACUGCUGGUGGGAAAAGUUUCUUGGUGGCAGUGGUCCUCAACUCUGAGCGGGAUAAGGACACUAACAGCCUCCUUGAAUGA